This is a messenger RNA of Hydra vulgaris (swiftwater hydra), 2923 nucleotides long. NCBI's taxonomy places the organism in Eukaryota, Metazoa, Cnidaria, Hydrozoa, Anthoathecata, Hydridae. The record is from RefSeq and is a predicted model, not a curated record.
CGGAGAAGAAACUCGAUUGCAUGAGAAAACCAAAGAUAAAAUGAGCAGCCAAAACUUAACAACAUUGCAAACGAUGUUUCAAAGUUCUGCUCAAGUAGGAAUGAAAGGAUUAAAUAUAGAAGAAUUUGGUAAUGCUAUUAAUAUUGCGUUUGGUCAGACUGUUGGUAAAAAAGAAUUAGAAAAUUUGUUUUUAAAAGUUGAUAGAAAUUGUGAUGGAAAAGUUGACUGGGAGGAAUUUUGUUCAUAUGUGCUGUUUGAAAAUGAACAGUUAUUGACAACCAACAAUGAAAAUGCUGAUAGUCUUUUCCCUAAACGUGCAAAAGAGCUCUCCCAUCCCCAUCACGAUACAAUAGUAAUGCUUGGUUAUUUACCGACUCUUGGAGGUUUUCAAAAAGGUACAAAAAAUGGUAUUCAAAACAGUUUAGAUGUAGAUACUUAUGACAACACUUACGGACGAUAUAUAUCUGUAAGUAAAGACGGAUUAUUUGUGUUCUGGAAUUUAGAUUUUCAAUUACAAAGAGUAGUCCACUUAUCUGAUUCAAUUGGCAGAAAACCUCAACAAAUGUGGGUAACAGAUGUUGCAUGCUUAUCAAACGUGAAAAAAGUUGCAGUUUCAACAACUGACAGACAUAUUUUAUUUUACGAUUGCUCUGGUAAUAACUUUGAUAUACAAUUUAUAAUAACUGGAUUAGAUCAUUGCGUGUUUUGCAUGGAUUAUUGGUACGAUGCCAGCGACUUAAACCAUAGUUGUCUACUUUUAGGAGAUGCCAAUGGAAGUGUUUCUUGCAUUACUUUUACCCUAGCAACUGUAGGUUUAUUCGAUUUUAGUAUUGGUAAAGAAAAAGAUAAUACGCAAUCUAAUGUAAGAAAAAUUUCAUUUCAAGAACUAGUUGGUAAUCGUCACACUAAUGUCGGUGCAAUAACAUUUCAUAAUCUUCACAAAAAUUGGGUUCGAAAAGUCAAAUAUAUAUCUAUUCUCCAAUGCUUUAUUUCUUGCGCUAAUUGUGCUCCAUGCUCUCUGUUACUUGUGGACUUGCAAAGUAACAAAAUUAAAACUUCAUUUAAAAUAGAAAAAGGAGUUUAUACAUUUGAUUACGAUAAAGAAAACAAUGUAAUUGUCACCGGCGGCUUAGAUUGUACAGUACGCUUAUGGAAUCCUUACGUUGGGAGUAAAGCAUCGUCAGUAUUAAAGGGUCACAACUCCGCUGUGGUGCAUGUUAUAGUUUAUGAUCAAAAAAUUAUUAGCUUUUCAAGAGAUAAAAUUAUAAAAGUUUGGAAUACUCGUGAUCAUAGCUGCCUUCAAACAAUUCCUAAUUGUGUUACAGAAACUGGAGGCGUGCAACCAUUCACAACAGUUUACUUUAACAAAAAUGACAAAACUUUACUUUUAGGGAGCAACACUAUUUUAGUACUUGGGAAAAAAGAAAAAAAUUUAGAAAAGAAUAAUGUUAACAAGAACUGUAGUCAUUCAAAACCGUUAUGUGGUGCGCUUUACAAUCCCCUUUAUAAUCAAGUGGUUAGUGCAUGUCACGGUUCAGUGAUAAACAUAUGGAAUGUUUUGACAGGUGAAAAUGUUCUUUCAGUAUCAAAUGCUCAUGAAGGUUCUGAAAUUACUGCUAUAAUGUUUGAUAAAACAAUGAAAAAACUAAUUACAGGAUCAGCUAACGGAGUUGUAAAAACUUGGAACUUUAGCAAUGGAGAUCUUGUUCGAGAAAUAAAGGCCUUAGAUGGAAACGAAGUAACAGGACUUGCGUGCCCAAAUCAAAACUUGAUUGUGGUAGGAUGGAAUCACAGAAUCCAAGUUUACCAUGAAUCAGAAGAUGCAUCUAUUAAAAUAUUAAACAGUUUACAUAAAGAUGAUAUUUUGUCAAUUGAUUCUCUUGAAACAGGGGUAGUAGUUACUUCAAGCUAUGAUGGUCAGGUGAGUUGUUGGAACCUAAAAACUGGAGAAAUUAGCUUUGAACAAAAUAUUAAUACUUUAAAAAAAAAAAAAAAAGAAUCAGGGAUAGAAGCUACAACAACGGAAGCCGAAGCAGCCAGGACCACAGAAACUAUGAAUAAAGAAAAAGUUAAAAAUAAGAUUAUUUCAAUUGAGAAAGUUUUAAUAUUGAAAUCAAGGGAAGAUAAAAGCAAAGCAGUAACAAUUCUUUUUAGUGCGGAUAAAAAUGUUCAGGCCUGGAGUUCAAAGAAUAAUUUCCUUGGUCAUUUUGAUGCCCUUGAUGAGUUGAACGACGGCUCAAUACAUGCAAUGAUCAGUGACUCAAAAAACAAUUUACUUUUUAUAGGAGAUAGUUUAGGUAUUAUUUAUAUUUGGGAUAUAAGUGAUUGUUUUUUUAUUCACUCGACAACUACAUUGAAAGAAGAUAAGAAAAAGUUUGAAAAAAACAAACCCCAAAUAUGUUUGAAAUUUAGAGCUCAUGUAAAAACUAUAGUUUCUUUGGACUAUAUUGAAAACACAAAAAAUAUUUUAUCAGCUUCUACCGAUUGUUGUGUCAGACUUUGGAGUGUAACAGGUGUUUUAUUGGGAACUUUUGGCCAGAUGGAAACCUUUAGUACAACAGAAAAUAUUUUUAAACAAAACUUAGUUUUAGAUUUUCAGAGUUCUAGUCCUGCUAUGACUUCAAAGGUGUUUAAAGCUAAACGUAAAUGGAGACUUAUAAACAUUAUUAUAAGGUUUUUGUACUCUAAAAACAAAGAAAAUGCACCGUUAGAAAAUUAUAAACCAAACCGACAUCAUAGAAGUUCGAAAUUAAUUAAAAUUAAAUUCAAUCAAUUGCAAUGUAUUGUUUUUUCAUCGCUUGAGUUAGCAAAACUAUCAUCAAUAGAAAAAAAAACAUCUCAAACAUUUACCUUCAAACAAGAAGACGUUAAGCAACAAACAACUUCCGAUUCAAAAUCAAUGAAUGGUUCUAUAGCAAAUUGA